GAUUUCCACCAGGAACAAUAUAUGGAGUCUUUGCUUUCAGUACUUGCUUAUGCCUCCUUCUUCUUCCUUGUCCUAGCUGUGUUCCGACGCAUCUGCCGUGUGCCGGCGCGGGUGAUCCCUCAGCCGAUCAUCGAGAUCAGCGAUGCUGCCGUCACCAGGCGCGCACUGGUUGAGUACGCCGACGCUUUCUCCAACCGCCCAAUGUCCAUGUUCCGCAUCCCUAUCGUCAAAGGUCACCGCCGCCGACGGAGCGACAACAUAAUCUCCGUGCCAUACGGCCCGCUCUGGCGCACCCUGCGGUGCAACCUCGCAGCGGAGACCAUCCACCCCACGCGCUACGCUUCCUAUGCGCCGCUGCGACGGGCGGCCAUCGACGACAUCGUCGCUAGCGUCCAGUCAGCCGCAAGCAAGGGCAGGGCGGUGGUCGUCCGCGACAGCCUCUAUGCCGCCGUGUUCUCCAUGAUUGCACGCAUGUGCUUUGGAGAAGGCCUGGUCGACGAGGCCGACGUGCGGGUCAUGCAGUGCGAGUUCCGGGAGUUCAUCCUCGCCGCCGUGGAAUCCACCUCCACGUGCGAGUCUAAGCUCUUGGGCUACUGGAGGCGACGACAAAGAGAUCCUAUCGCCUUGCGCCGCCGGCUGGCCGAGCUUUUCCUCCCUCUCAUCGAGGAGGCACGGCGGCAGUCGUCACGAUUUUGCGACGGCCACGCCCGUUCAUACGUCGAUUCGCUCAUCCGUCUCCGCGUUCCAGACGAGGACGACGACAAUGACGAGCAUCUACGCCGAGCCCUCACGGAAGACGAGAUGGUGAGCCUCGUGUUAGAAUUCCUCGGCGCCGGCACGGAGACCGUUGUGGCUUGCGUGGAGUGCACCCUCGCUCACCUAGUCACCCGGCCGGAGAUCCAGAACAAACUGCGUCGCGAGGCCAUCAUCAACAUCAAGUACGACGGUGACAACAAGUAUCCCUCCGAGUCCGAGGACGAGGAGAGAGAAAUACUCCACCGCGGCAUGGCGCCGUACCUCCACGCCGUGGUGCUCGAGAGCCUCCGCAUGCACCCGCCGACGCCGUUCGUCAUGCGCGACAUCCGCGCCGAGGGAGGAGUGGUCCGCCAAACGGCCAUGCCGGCCGGCGGUUUGCGCGUGCACUUCGUCUUGGGGGACAUCGGGAGGGACCCCAAGACAUGGACGGAUCCCAACGAGUUCCGGCCGGAGAGGUUCCUUGCCGGAGGAGAGGGAGAGGCCGUUGGGCCUCUGCCGGGGCCCAAGGAGAUCAAGAUGAUGCCGUUCGGCGCAGGGCGGAGGUACUGCCCAGGCAUGGCUCUGGGGAUGCUCAAUGUCAAGUGCUUGCUGGCAGCGCUGGUGCGCGAGUUCGAGUGGACCGAGGGAAAUUGUGGCGUCGACCUCACGGAGCUCGACGGAUUCUUCAAAGCGAUGAAGAAGCCACUUCGUGCUCGUGUCACGCCUCACACGUGCAUGCAGCAAAUGUAAUAAUCAGGGAGUUUGUUUAAACUCGUUAAAUAAUGGACAUGAUCGGGGCACACGCGAGUUGUACGCCGCUGCUAUUUUUCUUUCGGAUACGUUCAUGCGCAAUGCCAUGAGUAUGUUGUAUGUUUGUUGUCCGCGCCUAACUAUGGUUCUCCAAUAAUGGACAUAUGUUUUUAUAUAUUUUUAUAAAGUA
Messenger RNA from Triticum dicoccoides, 1675 nucleotides. RefSeq names its product cytochrome P450 89A2-like. Gene Ontology annotation, cellular component: membrane. Lineage: Eukaryota; Viridiplantae; Streptophyta; Magnoliopsida; Poales; Poaceae. The coding region runs from base 22 to 1485 and encodes 487 amino acids. The transcript has a single exon. Gene Ontology annotation, molecular function: oxidoreductase activity, acting on paired donors, with incorporation or reduction of molecular oxygen, NAD(P)H as one donor, and incorporation of one atom of oxygen; heme binding; iron ion binding. The record is from RefSeq and is a predicted model, not a curated record.